This is a messenger RNA of Zootermopsis nevadensis, 1751 nucleotides long. The record is from RefSeq and is a predicted model, not a curated record. NCBI's taxonomy places the organism in Eukaryota, Metazoa, Arthropoda, Insecta, Blattodea, Termopsidae.
CAUUAACAUGUAUAGAAGGGAAUGAAAUGUGAAGAAGGACUUUGUUGAUGUCUUCUUUCAGAACUCAUUCAUUGCGAAGUGCUGUGUGACUUUUAUUUGCAGGUUUGAGGACUCUGCAGUGAAUCAAAUAAAACAUUUUCAACAAACUAAAGAAGACUCUUCAUGCUUAAUCUCCAGUGGUGGAGAUGGCCAUCAUAUAAAGGCACAAGUGGAUUUCAGUGAGAAGGCAAUGUGUGAUAAUCUGUCAGCAUAUGAAGUGUUUAGUUUGCAAGCUGUGCGAAGUAAAUCAGUAUCAUUUGAUACUGAUAUUCUGGAGAACCGUACCUCUGAAAUAUUAGAUUAUAAUAUAUCCAGUGCUCAGUUUUAUCCUGAUGCAGACUCAAAAGACCAACUUUCACAAUGUCAGCAUUGUAGCAAAGAAUUUAUCUCACUGUCAUCCUAUAAGCAGCAUUUGGAAAUCGAUCAUGUAGACUUUAAAGGUUUUAUAUGUGAAAUAUGCAAAAAAAUAUUCCUGUCAGAAGAUGAACUGGUGUCCCACAGAACAAUUCAUAGUGCAAGUGUGUGCAGAAAUUAUGAAAAAAUUACCCAUCUCUGCCACACAUGUGGCAAAACCUAUAAUACUUUGAGCAAAUUGAGAAUCCAUGAGCAGAGAGUACACCAAGACUCUGCCAGCAAACAAGUAUCUGAUAAAAAACAAAUCUGCGGAGUGUGUGGUAAGGAAUUCCAGUUUACCAAAUACCUGAGGAAACAUAUGUUGAAACAUGGCAAGAAGAAUUUUGUAUGUGAAACUUGUGGGAAACUGUUUGAAACAAAAUAUAUGUUGAAGAUGCAUCAAGAAAGCCAUUCUGAAGUUCGUCCGUACACUUGCAAAAUCUGCAGAUCAUCUUACAAAAGGAACAGAAAUCUUCUCUCUCAUGAACAGGAAGUACAUGGAAUUUUUUCUUUAGGACCAGGGAGAGAAAAAGAGUCUUCAAGCUUCCCUUGUGAUGUAUGCAAAAAGGAGUUUACUACACAGAAAAGGGUAGCCAUUCAUAUGAGGACCCAUACUGGAGAACGUCCAUUCCAUUGCAAGGAAUGUGGAAGUCGGUACACAUCACGGAGUAGUUUGUAUAUUCAUCGCAAAGCAGUGCAUGAAGGCAGAAAAUAUGUUGAAAAGGGAGUUUUCUUAUGUAGUUUUUGUAGUAAAUGUUUUGCAACGAAACAUUCUCUUGAUGUCCAUCUCCGAAUACAUUCAGGUGAAAAACCUUUUGUUUGCCAUGUUUGUAACCGUGCUUUUACUCAGCGAACAAGUCUUGUUAAUCACACUGCAACUCACACUGAUUCCAGACCCUACCCAUGUAAUCAUUGUAACAAAGCAUUUAGACGCCGAGAUACACUCAUUGUCCAUAUUCGCAUGCACACUGGGGAGAAGCCUCACAUUUGUGAUGUCUGUGGGCGUGGCUUUGUCACAUUGAGUCACAUGAAGAAACACAGGCAGAAGAUUCACAGUUCUGUUAAAUCAAGGAAACAUUAACAGAUUGAGAAGUAUUUCAAUAUGUGGCAGUAGCUACCUUCUUUGCAAAUUCCAGAAGUUCAGUGAAGUAAUAAUUGUAUGUCUAAAGAAACGAUCAUACCCAGAAUAAUGAGACAGUCUGAGAAUAUUUGUUAGUAACUCGUUUUAUGCAAAUGGGAUUAAAUAUGUUGGAUUGUUAUUGUGUUUUAAUAACAUAAUGCUACAUUUUAAAAAAAAACUAAUUUUUUUUGUAUCUUAU